AUUUGAGGAAAUCAAGCAAUAAACCCGAUUUAAAAAUGAUGUCCAUUUGCAAUACCCAAAAAAUGCAGCAGCACAGCAACAAACAGGGCGAUACUGUGACGGAAAAGAAAACCUCAACGAGCUAUUUUGGUACUGGCAACCUAAACUUCUGGCAAACCGGCAAGAACACAAGCGGAUCAGGAUCUUCAAGUAUGCAAAAUGCUCUUAGUUCCUACAACAACAACUCUUCUUCUCAGAACCAAAACAACAAACAAGCUAGCAGCAGCAGCAGUGUCAAUAUGAAUAAGUCCAUCUCCAACAGCCUUAAAACCGCUAAUGAUAAAGCCAAGAGUGCUGUGAAGACCAACAUCUCAGACGCGCUCGCCAAGUACGGAGCAGGACACUAAACCACCCCCUACCGAGAUGAUGACCUCUAAAUGAUCUAAAUCCUGGUGUUUGGGACACCACCUAGCUUGCUUGGGCCCGGUCUCAGCCACGUG
This is a messenger RNA of Bolinopsis microptera, 479 nucleotides long. Its product is annotated as probable basic-leucine zipper transcription factor F. The coding region runs from base 36 to 386 and encodes 116 amino acids. Lineage: Eukaryota; Metazoa; Ctenophora; Tentaculata; Lobata; Bolinopsidae. The transcript has 5 exons. The record is from RefSeq and is a predicted model, not a curated record.